Molecule: messenger RNA, 138 nt
Organism: Spirodela intermedia
Lineage: Eukaryota; Viridiplantae; Streptophyta; Magnoliopsida; Alismatales; Araceae
Source: the annotation of a GenBank genome assembly
AUGUCUUUAGGGGUACCGUAUCAAUACUCCCCCCAUUUAAAUCCACCUUGUCCUCAAGAUGGAAGUCAGGAAACUGAUGCAUUAUCUCUAAAGCUGCUUCCCAUGUUGCUUCGAAUUCGGGAAGACCUGCCCAUUUGA